Molecule: messenger RNA, 1239 nt
Organism: Raphanus sativus (radish)
Lineage: Eukaryota; Viridiplantae; Streptophyta; Magnoliopsida; Brassicales; Brassicaceae
Product: AP-1 complex subunit mu-2-like
Exons: 8
Coding region: 205-1065 (286 amino acids)
Biological process (GO): intracellular protein transport; vesicle-mediated transport
Cellular component (GO): cytoplasmic vesicle; clathrin adaptor complex
Source: RefSeq, a predicted model, not a curated record
UGAUUAUUUGCUAAAUUUAUUUUUUGUGCUUCCGCGUGAUGAUCCCCAAAGAAGAAAAACAAAAUCAAUAAAAAUUCAAUUGCAAAAUAGUGGAAAAUCUCAGCUGCGAAUGAUCUAGGUACCUCAGUCUCCUUCUAGAUUUGGCACUGUUUCAUCAGAUCUGGGUGAUUGAUCCACCACAUUUGGAUCUAGAGAAGAAGAGACAUGGCAGGAGCUGCUUCUGCGCUGUUUUUGCUCGAUAUCAAGGGUCGCGUUAUCGUCUGGCGUGACUACCGCGGCGACGUCUCCGCCGCUCAAGCCGAGCGCUUCUUCUCCAAGCUCAUCGAGAAAGAGGAUGAUUCACAGUCAAACGAUCCAGUUGCUUACGAUAAUGGGGUCACUUACAUGUUUGUACAACAUACUAACGUUUACCUUAUGAUAGCCUCCAGACAAAACUGUAAUGCUGCCACCCUUCUCUCCUUCCUUCACCGUGUUGUCGAUGUCUUCCAGCAUUACUUUGAGGAGUUAGAGGAAGAAUCUCUCAGGGAUAAUUUUGUCGUUGUGUAUACCGAAGGAAGAAUCCUCAGUGAAUUCAUCAAGACUGAUGCAUAUAGAAUGGAAGUUACACAGAGACCUCCAAUGGCUGUCACUAAUGCUGUCUCCUGGAGGAGUGAGGGAUUACAGUACAAGAAGAACGAAGUUUUCUUGGAUGUAAUUGAGAAUCUAAAUAUUCUUGUCAACAGUUAUGGGCAAAUCCUCAGGUCUGAUGUGGUUGGAGCCCUGAAGAUGCGUACUUACCUGACUGGAAUGCCAGAGUGUAAGUUAGGACUGAAUGAUAGAGUAUUGCUUGAAGCCCAGGGACGAGCAACAAAGGGAAAGGCCAUUGAUUUAGAGGACAUCAAAUUCCAUCAGUGUGUUCGAUUGGGCCGUUUUGAAAAUGACAGAACCAUAUCUUUCAUACCACCUGAUGGGGCUUUUGAUCUGAUGACAUAUACACUCAGUACUCAGGUAAAGCCUCUUAUAUGGGUUGAAACGCAAAUAGAAAAGCAUUCCAAAAGCCGUGUUGAGAUGCUUGUAAAAGCUUAAAGUCAGUUCAAGGAACGAAGAUAUCACUACAAGAAAAAUGUAUGUUCUUAGCGGAAGAAAACAGCUAUCGUAUGCUUUUGUUAGCAUUAUUGAAAGCGCUAUGUUUGCCCCAGCUAUCUUAGGUCUCCCUUUUAUUAUAGCAUUUUCGUAAAAGCUGUUGUAGUUUAACAUUAA